UGAAAAACGGAUGAUUGCAUUACCCUCUUGUAUUCAUACAAACAAGAUAGUAAAAGUACUUGGACCUUCACUUUAUCUAUCUAUUGCGCUGCGCAAGUGUAUCUACAAUAGAGUUCCCCUUACUGUAGUUGUCGAUAAAAAAAAACUGUUAGUUUAAUUAGUGGGACCGCACCUUAUUAAUCAACGGCCACGAUGCUUGGCGAUGGCGACGAAAAACUGUUGUCUUUGUUUGAUUACAUUUUGUUCGCGCUAACUUUGCUCGGAAGUUUUCUGGUAGGUGCCUACUUUGGGCUGUCCAAGAAUAAGCCUCGCACAACGGAGGAAUAUCUAAUAGGAGGCAAAUCAGUUAACGUGCUACCUAUUGCAAUAUCUCUAGUCGCAUCAGGCAUUUCCGGCAACACAUUUUUGGCGGUACCUGCCGAUAUAUACAAAUUCGGAUCGAAUUAUGUUUGGACACUUCUGGCAGACUGUAUUGGAUUUUUGGCAACAUACUAUAUAUUUCUACCAAUCUAUUUCAACUUGCAGGUUGUUAGUAUAUUUGAGUACUUGGAGCAGAGGUUUGACAAAAAUGUUCGUCGACUUACCUCCGUAUUGAAUUUGUGCGCGACCCUCUGCUAUGCACCCCUAGUUUUGUACUUGCCGUCACUUGCAUUCUCGCAAGUAUCCGGAAUUCCCGUUCACGCAAUAACAGUAGUCACAUGUCUAACGUGCACUCUGUAUACAACAGUUGGUGGAUUCAAGGCAGUCGUAUGGACGGACGCGCUUCAGUUUGUUUUGAUGGUGGGAUCGGUAAUUGCCGUUGUUGGUAUCGGUGCCCAUUCAGUUGGAGGAUUGUGGCAGGCUUUGGCCAUAGCUGUGCGUGGAGAUAGAUGGGAAAUUUUUAAUUUCAGUUUUGACUUAACCUCAAGAAAUCCCCUAUGGGGGCCAAUGGUUGGACACAUAUUCUUCGCUCUGUCCACAUUAACAAUGAACCAGGGCGCGAUUCAAAAAUACAUGGGCCUCAAAAAAUUUCAAGAUGUUAAAAAAUGCAUUUGCUUACAUCUGGUCGGUCACAUUGCACUAAAGUGGAUGACGGUAUUAAUCGGUAACGUAGCAUAUGCCAAAUACGUCGAAUGUGACGUACUGCAGUCACACAAGAUUGCAAAGAUCGACCAGUUAGUGCCGUACUUUGUGCUGGACAUUGCCGGAAGCAUCAAGGGAUUGCCCGGAUUAUUUAUUGCAGGAAUGUUUAGUGCCGCACUCAGUAGCUUAUCGUCCACCUUAAACGCGACGGCCGCCACAAUCUACGAAGACAUCAUCUUACCGUUCAUUUCCAAAAACACCACACAGAGGCAGAACACUAAUAUAAUAAAGGCGAUCGUUGCAGUUUUGGGAAUUUUGACUAUUUUAAUGGCGUUUUUAGUGGAACGGGUUGGGGGAAUUUAUCCGUUCACGUUGUCCUUGCAAGGCAGUUUUGGUGGACCGCUAGUUGGUAUAUUUAUUUUAGGUGUAUUAGUACCCGCUGCCAAUUCGAAGGGGACGUUACUGGGGGGCAUUGCGGGAGUUUUACUUACAGGAUGGAUCGCUUUUGGGAACACGGUGUACAAAAUUCAAGGUUUACUUCCCACUGAAGAAAAGCCAGCGUCGGUGGAAAAAUGCACCCCCUUUGUUAAUCUCACUAUAACACAAGCAAAAGUCGGCAGUAGUGACGAUAUCUUUGUACUGUACACAGUUUCGUUUUGGUACUACUCGGCAGUAAGCACCGCAACUGUGGUCAUUGUGGGGUUGGUCAUUAGCUUAUUAACCAAAAAGGGAAACGUUACAAUUAACAAGAAUCUUUUAAGUCCGAUGGUGCACUUCGCUUUACGAAAAGAACCACCACCAUCAGUGUAUUACAAUGUAAAUACUAAAGGCGACGAUAUUGACGCUAUUCAUGAACUUAACUCAAAAGACUGAAUAAACUAAGCUCGAA
Molecule: messenger RNA, 1951 nt
Organism: Photinus pyralis (common eastern firefly)
Lineage: Eukaryota; Metazoa; Arthropoda; Insecta; Coleoptera; Lampyridae
Product: sodium-coupled monocarboxylate transporter 1-like
Exons: 7
Coding region: 193-1935 (580 amino acids)
Biological process (GO): transmembrane transport; sodium ion transport
Cellular component (GO): membrane
Molecular function (GO): symporter activity
Source: RefSeq, a predicted model, not a curated record